Molecule: messenger RNA, 4346 nt
Organism: Dunckerocampus dactyliophorus (ringed pipefish)
Lineage: Eukaryota; Metazoa; Chordata; Actinopteri; Syngnathiformes; Syngnathidae
Gene: ak5
Product: adenylate kinase 5
Exons: 13
Coding region: 194-1990 (598 amino acids)
Biological process (GO): nucleoside triphosphate biosynthetic process
Cellular component (GO): cytosol; cytoplasm
Molecular function (GO): nucleoside diphosphate kinase activity; AMP kinase activity; ATP binding
Source: RefSeq, a predicted model, not a curated record
AAGAGGGAGGAAGAGGACGUUUGCCUUGUUUGCCUGCAGGAAUCCGGGAGUAAAGUGUCGAAGAUGCUCAGAGCUGAGCUGAGCUGAGCUGAGCUGGUGGUCUGACUUGGAGAGUCGUCGUGCACAAAACAAAGGAAGAAAGAAAAUAGCGUGAGGCUUUGAGGAGGCAAACAAGUUGCACAUCUGGGAGGAGAUGAACACCAACGAUGCCAAGGAGUAUCUGGCACGGCGGGAGAUUCCUCAACUAUUUGAGAGCCUGCUGACAGGUUUGAUGUACCACCGGCCCGAUGAUCCCAUCGACUACUUGGAGGGCUGUCUGAAGAAAGUGCGGGAGCUGGGAGGGCCGGACAAGGUGAGGUGGGAUACCUUUGUGGGCCAGGAGAAGAAGUCGUUGCCGCCCAUCAACGGAGGCCAGUCGCGCCGCUCGCUCUUCAGAAAUGUGAUGCCCAACAGCAGUCCCAAUUUCCCCUACAGACGCUAUGAGCGCCUUCCUCCCAUCAGCCAGUUCUCUAUCGAGAGUGACUCGGACCUGUCAGAGACAGCAGAGCUGAUCGAGGAGUAUGAGGUGUUUGAUCCAUCCAGGCCAAGGCCCAAAGUCAUCCUCGUUAUCGGUGGUCCUGGCAGUGGCAAGGGAACGCAGUGCCUGAAGAUUGCAGAGCGCUACGGCUUCCAGUACGUGUCGGUGGGUGAGCUGCUGAGGAAGAAGAUGAUCCACAACGCCACCAGCAACAGGAAGUGGAGCUUGAUUGCCAAGAUCAUCACCAACGGCGAGCUGGCACCGCAGGAGACCACCAUCACUGAGAUCAAACAGAAGAUCAUGAAGAUCCCCGAUGCUAACGGGAUCGUCAUUGACGGCUUUCCUCGAGACGUUGGACAGGCCUUGUCCUUUGAGGACCAGAUCUGCACUCCUGACCUGGUGCUGUUCCUGGCGUGCACCAACCACCGCUUGAAGGAGCGGCUGCACAAGAGGGCGGAGCAGCAGGGCCGACCUGACGACAAUCCCAAGGCCAUCGACCGCCGCCUCACCAACUUCAAGCAGAACACCAUCCCCUUGGUCAAGUACUUCCAGGAACGCGGCCUCAUCGUCACGCUGGAUGCUGACCGUGAGGAAGAGGAGGUGUUCUGUGACAUCAGCAUGACUUUGGACAACAAGCUGUCCCCCUCCCAAGAGACAGCUGCAGGUGAUCCAAGCGAGCAGGAUGUGAAUGUGCUGGCUGAAAGCAGGAAGAUGGUCGACAUGGCGUGCAAGGAGGAUGAGGAUGAAGAGGAAGAAGAGUUGCUGUACGGUGAAGGAACGGGAGAAAGUUUCUUCACAGAGCCGCCAAAGAAGCCAAAGGUCAUCUUUUUGAUGGGAGCUCCAGGCUCAGGGAAGACGGUACAGUGCGAGCACAUGGAGGCCAAGCUGGGCCUGCGUCGUGUUGUUCUGGCGGAACUGCUGCGUAAGGAAGUGCAAGCUCCCACUGACAGGGGACGCCACCUGCGGGACGUCCUGGAGAGAGGAGAGUGUCUGCCGGAGGCGGCCAUGAUGGACGUGCUGUGCGAGGCGGUGGCGGCGCUGUUGCAUCAAGCGAGGGGCGUGGUCGUCAGCGGCUUCCCCGUGGACGUGCGGCAGGCCCAGCAGUACGAAGCCAAGAUGGGCGAGCCCACUGCCGUCCUCCUGCUCAGCUGCUCCACCCCGCAAAGUCGACAAAGAUCAGCAUCAGACGGAGACAACGCCGCCUCCUUGCGGGAGGACAGCUUCUGGGGCCACGCCCACCCAGUGCUGGAGCACUACCGCCACAGGAACCUGCUGCACACGGUCGCUACUAUUCUAAGUCGUUGUCACACUAAUCAUCAUAACAAGCACAAUCAUAGUCGGAAUUAUUCCAACAAUAAUAGUCACAAUCAUCACAAUCAUCAUUAUUAUGACUGUAAGCAUCAUAGUAAUAAUCACCAUAACAACCAGAGUCAGUGUUGUAAUAAUUGCAAUAACUUUCAUCAUCGUAAGUAAUAAUCAGCAUCAAAAUCAUAAUCAACAUUAUUCUUCUGAUUUGAUGAGGAUGAUUCUUAUUAUUGCAAUCAUAAUCACAGUAAUAAUAUUUGUAACUAUUGCACUAAUAAUGUUCAUUAUCACAACAAUCAUGUGCCUUACACAAGUAUAAUAAUAAUAAUAAUAACCAUCCAUCCAUCUUCUAUGCCGCUUAUCCUAAUUAGGGUCACGAGGGUAUGCUGGAGCCUACCCCAGCUGACUUCGGGCAAGAGGCGGGGUACACCCUGGACUGGUCGCCAGCCAAUCACAGGGCACAUUAAUAGGACACAUGUUUUUGGAAUGUGGGAGGAAACCGGAGAAAAGCCACGCACGCACAGGGAGAACAUGCAAACUCCACACAGAAAUGCCCAACGGAGAAAUCAUCCAAAAAUAUUAAGUAGUUUUACAUUUCAAUAAUAAUAAUAUUGAAUAAUUAUUCAUAAUAAUAGUGGUGGUAAAAGGAUCCUACUUUGUAUAAUCCUAUUGGAGCUAAAAUCAUAAUUAUAAUAGUGGUUGUAAAAAUAAAGGCAUCCUGUGAAUAAUGAAUAUGAUACUUUUAAAUGCUAUUAUUAACUCAUUCAGUCCCAGCCAUUUUUCAAAAGACAACCCCUUUAGUAGCGGCCAUUUUAGAUUAUUUUCACUGAUCUAUCAAGGCACAGAGAAUAUUGUGUUCUAUGGCUAUAGAAACAUGGAACCUACCAAAGACUCCCGUCUUUCAUCAGAAAAAAAAAGUUUGUUUCUACCCUUUUCCGUUCUUUAGCAAUCAGCAGUAGAAUGUAGGUAAGUUUCAGGAAAAUAUCAGUUCCCCGUUGUUUUACAUUAACAAUAUAUGCAGAAAUAUAACACCAUGAACUACAGUAUUUACAAUUUUCACAUUUGGAACUAACUAUGUCUGUGCACGCAUGUGGCCGUGUGUGUGUGCGUGUGCGUUAAAAUUUCCCAUCGGGCAUUAGGGUAUAUAAAAACGCAUGACUACGUCUUUGGUGUUGAAUUAGUCCAAUCAUGUCAUACAUUAUAAUUAAGGCUGUCAAAGUUAACGCGUGUGGACAUUUCCUAUAACGCCACUAUUUUUUUUAAUGCACAAUUAAUAUUAUCCAUCCAUUUUCUAUGCCGCUUCUCCUUUUAGGGUCGCGGGGGCAUGCUGGAGCCUAUCCCAGCUGACUUUGGGCGACAGGCGGGGCACACCCUGGACUGGUGGCCAGCCAAUCACAGGGCACAUAUAGACAAACAAGCAUUCACACUCACAUUCAUACCUAUGGACUAUUUAGAGUCACCAAUUAACCUAACAUGCAUGUUUUUGGAAUGUGGGAGGAAACCGGAGUACCCGGAGAAAACCCACACACACACGGGGAGAACAUGCAAACUCCACACAGAAAUGCCCAAUGAACCCAGGUCUUCCCGAAUGAGAAUAAUGGUUUGAAAAGGGAAGUGGGCCUACUGUGAUUAAUAAGAAAUAUUAUGUACUUUUCAAUAUGCUUUUAAAAGAAAGGGAUCAUAUGAAAUAUUGUGUAGUUUAUUUUAGUUGUAAUAACUUUUGAUGUGGUUCUUGUAUUGAUGUCACUCUUAAUGACUAUUAUUAUAAUAUAUUAUUAUUGCUGAUGAUUUUAUGUGUAAGAGCACCUAAUGACGUGGCAUAUAAAAUAAAAUAUAGUUCAUAUAAACUCGGCUUUAAAUAUCAAAUAAAACAUUUAUAAUCUUGAUUUUUUUUUACACAUCAAUUAAAACGUGUCGUCGUGUUAUAAUAAUAUUACAAACUCUAAGCAUGUUGAAUAAAUAAUAACUAAAAAAUGUAGGCCACCUCUUUUAAUGUGACAGUGAGGACUGAGUGAAGUUUUACGUGAAUAUAAUUAAGGAAAAUUCCAAGCUGCUGGGCAAAAUGGACGAAGGACGCAAGCUGACACUUUCCUCCUUCCGCAGAUCGAUGCUGAGAGGUCACCUGAUGAAGUGUUUGCGCAGAUCUGCCAGGUGAUGGAGACCUCCUGUCACACAUCCUGAAUGACAGUGUGUGUGUGUGUGUGAGAGAGAGAGAAACACACACACACACACAGUGCAUGUUCCAGCUGAUGUUCUCCUGUUUGUCACCUCCAUCCUCUCUCUCGUCUACACACUGAGUGAGUCGGGGGAGGCUAGAUGGGACUAGAGUCCUAGAUGGGACUGCCCCACCCCCCAAGACUGCUUACAUCCUUUGGCUGUGUAUUGUAAAAAGCUUGAGAGGCUCCCCAUCAAGCUAUCAAGUUUUUUGCCUCCUUUCUGCAUUCACUGAUGGAAAAACUCGUUUGUUUGCAAGCUUGCUAAUGUGAGGCUCAUAUUUACAUGACAAUAAAUACUCUGCAUUUUC